Messenger RNA from Branchiostoma belcheri (Belcher's lancelet), 2958 nucleotides. Its product is annotated as sorting nexin-2-like. Gene Ontology annotation, molecular function: phosphatidylinositol binding. Gene Ontology annotation, cellular component: endosome; endosome membrane. The transcript has 17 exons. The record is from RefSeq and is a predicted model, not a curated record. NCBI's taxonomy places the organism in Eukaryota, Metazoa, Chordata, Leptocardii, Amphioxiformes, Branchiostomatidae. Gene Ontology annotation, biological process: early endosome to Golgi transport. The coding region runs from base 43 to 1992 and encodes 649 amino acids.
AGCGGUGUGCAUGCUAAUCACAUGACCGCAUAGUCAUCCAACAUGGCGGACGAUAGGGAGCCACCUCCUCUUUUUGACGACGAGAAACCCGACAAGAAAGAAGACGAGGAUGACUUGUUUGCGACUCCUAAUGAGGCGCCCAAGGAAGAGGUAAAAGAUGAGCCAGCCAGCCUGCCCACGGAGCCUGCCCAGGACAAGUCUGAGGACCUGUUCGCUGCAGACGAUGACCUAUUUGGAGAGAAACAGGAAGGUGUGAAGGAGGUUGACACGUCAAAGCUUCUUCGGAAACUCACGGAAGAUGUAGACGACCUCUCACCUGUAGAGGAACCAAAGCCUCUCAUUCCGACAGCAGCAGAUUCGGGCAAAGCACCCCAAAGUGAUACAUCUGGAAAAAAGGAAUCUCCAAAAGAAAAAGCAAAGGAGGAAGAUUCACAGGCCAAGGAACCCAAGCCUAAGGAAGUGCCAGCCAGUAUGGCAAAGGACCAGUCUCCGCUGAAACCUAUGAAAGUCUCUGUAGACCUUCAUGCCCCCAAACCUGCACAAAACAUGCAGGAAGACUCCGCUGACUCGCCCAAACUGGAAGUUACUGACGAGCCUCCUCCUGAGAUGGACAUCUCUGGAGAAGGUGAGGAGGUUGACCUGGACUCCCCCGAGACGGAGGGCCCCUCCAGCCCGGCCAAGAUGGAGCCUGACUCAGACUCCUCCCCCCUGGAGGCCCCCCCCAUGGCGGAGGUGCUCCCCCCUGCCAAACCUGUCCCCGAGGAGAAACCCAAGCCGACCCCCGCCCCACGCAAACCCUCCAUGGAGAAAUCCAAGGAAGAGAUUGAGGAAGAAGAAAGUGGAGACCAGUUUACUUUGGACAUCAAGGUGCAUGAUCCUGGGAAAGUUGGUGAUGGUAUGGGGGCCUACAUGAGUUAUAAAGUCACCACUCAGACUAGCAUUCCAGCGUUCAGGCGCCCCAGCAUGACAGUCACGCGACGAUUCAGCGACUUCCUCGGUCUUCACGAGAAACUCUCGCAGAAACACGUCCACGUGGGCCGCAUCGUGCCACCUGCUCCUGAGAAGAGCGUUGUUGGUAUGACUAAGAUCAAGAUGUCCAAGGAAGACACCAGCUCCACUGAGUUUGUGGAGAAGAGGAGGGCCCUCCUGGAAAGGUUCCUGCAGAGAAUAAGUAUCCACCCAGUCCUUCAGAUGGACCCAGACUUCAGGGACUUCCUGGAACAGGAUGAGCUGCCGCGUGCCACCAGUACCUCGGCGGUGAGCGGCGCGGGCGUGCUGCGACUGAUCAAGGGCGUGGGCGACACCCUGUCCAAGGUCACCAUCAAGAUGGACGAGUCGGACCAGUGGUUCGAGGAGAAACAGAACCAGGUGGAGGCUCUGGACCAGCAGCUGAAGAAGCUACACGCCAGCGUGGAGGCCCUGGUCACCUACAGGAAAGAGCUUGGUAUCAGCACGGCAGCCUUUGCGAAGAGCACAGCCAUGCUGAGUAACAGUGAGGAACACACGGCCCUGUCCCGCGCCCUGUCCCAGCUCGCUGAGGUCGAGGAGAAGAUUGAACAGGUUCAUUUGGAGCAGGCAGACAAUGAUUUCUUCCUGCUGUCUGAACUCCUGAAGGACUACAUCGGAAUCAUCCAGUCCAUUAGGGUUGUCUUCCACGAGCGAGUGAAGAGUUUCCACAACUGGCAGAACGCCCAGCAGAACCUGGCCAAGAAGCGGGAACAGGAGGCCAAGUUCAAACAGACGGGCAAGACCGACAAGAUCGCCCAGGCACAGGAGGAGAUCAGAGAGUGGGAAGGAAAGGUGGAGAAGGGCCGAGAAGACUUCGAGGAGAUCUCCAAGACAAUCCGCACAGAGAUCAGGAGGUUUGAGACCAACCGUGUGAAAGAUUUCCGCAACAUUAUCAUCAAGUACAUGGAAACACUCAUGAACAGUCAGCAACAGCUUAUCAAGUACUGGGAAGGGUUCCUCCCUGAAGCCAAAGCCAUCGCAUAGACCUGCUCACAAGACGGUGGAAACAUAGAGAACCAACAAUUAAGCAGAGAAUCAACCAAUUAAAAUCAACUGCAGAUCUACACGUAGUAUUAGAAAUGAUCUUGAUUCAGACUGUUGGCAUUGAUACUAUAGAUGUGUAUAAAGAUACGUAGCAUUAGAUAAAUGUGCCUGUUGAAGUUUGUCCUAAGGAGGGGGUCGUAACAGUACAAAAAUGUAUGUAACAGCACAGUUUCUAGAUUAUCAGAAAUAUGUAAAUGAAUUUGACUCACCAGGAUUUUCGAACAAAGCUCUCGGUCUUCAUGGAAAAUUUUUGUGAGUCAAAUUCUUUUGAGUUGGAGAACAGUUUAUUUCUCAAUAUGUCAAUUACCAACUCAGAUGAACUUUCAUGCUAAUUUCCCAUAUGCUCCUAAACCCUCCUUAGAAUUUGCCUCAACUUGUGGAUAACCAGUGGAUAUUCAAGCAUCUGUCAUUUUUUCAAUGCUUUCAGUGUGCUGAUUUGAAUUUCUACAGUUGAUCAAAAGAGAUAUUUGUAUUUUGCAUACAUGUAUGUCUGUAUGGCUGACACCAUGAUGAUUAAUUAACACAAUUCAGUACAAGUUAGCCUUAAAUAGCAUUCCUUGAGGCUUUAUAUUAUUGAAUAUAUCAGAUAAUAAUGACUCCGUAAGUGGAAACUAAUAGUUGUGAUUUUGGUAUCAGUGAGGGAAAAAUAGCUUCAGGCUCUUGCCAUUCCAACAUAGCAACAAAUGAAUUGUAAGCUGAGUUUUCUUUCUGUUUUUGUAAGGAAGUGAAAUGAAACAUUACUUUCAGACUGGCAUCUGUCAAUCACAGAAUAUUAGUUCAUUAUGAGAGUGGCUGUUUUCCAGGUGAUUCAUCGAAGUAAAAUGUCACUGGUCUCCUCUAACCAAAAUGCACGCAACAGUUACAUGUAGGUAUCUUCACAGAAUAAAGAGCUCAGCAAACAACUUU